This is a messenger RNA of Cyclospora cayetanensis, 1353 nucleotides long. Its product is annotated as elongation factor 1-alpha. Bases 1 to 1353 code for a protein of 450 amino acids. Gene Ontology annotation, biological process: translation; translational elongation. The record is from RefSeq and is a predicted model, not a curated record. The transcript has 2 exons. NCBI's taxonomy places the organism in Eukaryota, Apicomplexa, Conoidasida, Eucoccidiorida, Eimeriidae. Gene Ontology annotation, molecular function: GTPase activity; GTP binding; translation elongation factor activity.
AUGGGGAAGGAGAAGACCCACAUCAACCUAGUGGUCAUCGGCCACGUGGACUCUGGCAAGUCCACAACAACAGGCCACCUUAUCUACAAGCUGGGUGGUAUUGACAAGCGUACCAUCGAAAAGUUCGAGAAGGAGAGCUCUGAGAUGGGUAAAGCCUCCUUCAAGUACGCCUGGGUGCUGGAUAAGCUGAAGGCCGAGAGAGAAAGGGGUAUCACUAUUGAUAUCGCACUGUGGCAAUUCGAGACCCCCACUUUCCACUACACCGUCAUUGACGCGCCGGGCCACAGGGAUUUCAUCAAAAACAUGAUUACCGGUACCUCCCAGGCCGACGUUGCGCUCUUGGUCGUUCCUGCUGAUCAGGGUGGCUUCGAGGGUGCUUUCUCCAAGGAAGGACAAACUCGUGAGCACGCGUUGCUGGCUUUCACCCUCGGUGUCAAGCAGAUGAUCGUCGGUAUCAACAAGAUGGACGCUACCACCCCAGAGAAGUACAGCGAGACCCGUUUCAGUGAAAUCCAGGCUGAGGUGUCUCGUUACCUGAAGACCGUCGGCUACAACCCUGAGAAGGUGCCUUUCGUGCCUAUCUCUGGUUUCAUGGGGGACAACAUGAUCGACCGCAGCUCCAACAUGCCGUGGUACAAGGGAAAGAUUCUCGUGGAAGCUCUCGACAGCGUCGAGCCCCCGAAACGCCCUGUAGACAAGCCCCUCCGUCUCCCCCUUCAGGAUGUCUACAAGAUUGGAGGUAUCGGCACGGUGCCCGUCGGCAGAGUGGAGACUGGUGUCCUGAAGCCCGGUAUGGUCGUGGUCUUCGCUCCCUCUGGCCUGCAGACUGAGGUCAAGUCUGUUGAGAUGCACCACCAGCAGCUUGAGCAGGCAGUGCCUGGUGACAACGUCGGUUUCAACGUCAAGAACGUUUCCGUGAAGGAUAUCAAGAGGGGCUACGUUGCGUCCGACUCCAAGAACGACCCUGCAAAGGGUGCCGCCAGCUUCCAGUCACAGGUCAUCGUCCUCCACCACCCUGGUCAGAUCAACCCUGGCUACACCCCAGUGCUCGAUUGCCACACUGCCCACAUUUCCUGCAAGUUCAGCGAGCUCGAAAAGAGGCUCGACAGGCGUUCCGGCAAGGCCCUUGAGGACAACCCCAAGUUCAUCAAGAGCGGCGAUGCCGCCAUCGUCCGCAUGGAGCCAUCAAAGCCCAUGUGUGUGGAGUCUUUCAUUGAGUACCCGCCCUUGGGUAGGUUCGCCGUCAGAGAUAUGAAGCAAACCAUUGCCGUUGGUGUCAUCAAGGCCGUCGACAAGAAGGAGGCCGCAGGCAAGGUCACAAAGAGCGCACAGAAGGCCACUGGCAAGAAGUAA